Molecule: messenger RNA, 1347 nt
Organism: Plodia interpunctella (Indianmeal moth)
Lineage: Eukaryota; Metazoa; Arthropoda; Insecta; Lepidoptera; Pyralidae
Gene: LSm1
Product: Like Sm 1
Exons: 3
Coding region: 150-566 (138 amino acids)
Biological process (GO): deadenylation-dependent decapping of nuclear-transcribed mRNA
Cellular component (GO): Lsm1-7-Pat1 complex; P-body
Molecular function (GO): RNA cap binding
Source: RefSeq, a predicted model, not a curated record
AUUUUAAAAACCAUUCCAAUUUCCAUCCCAAGUUAAGUAUGGUGGUUGAGCAAGUCGAGUUUCUCAUUUUAUAUUGGUUUAGAGAAAAUAUAGUACAUUUUUUGCUCUAAGUAAAUUACCGUAAAUAUCAUUUAGGUAACCAUCUAGAAAUGUCAGGAAACAUAAAUCCUUUGGCAGGAACUGCCCAUUUGUUGGACGAACUAGACAAGAAACUUAUGGUGUUGCUGCGAGACGGAAGAACUCUCAUUGGUUACCUGCGCUGCGUUGAUCAGUUUGCAAACCUAGUUUUACACAAAACAAUAGAAAGGAUUCACGUAGGUAAAGAGUAUGGAGACAUUCCUCGAGGAAUAUUCAUUGUACGAGGAGAAAAUGUAGUGCUUUUGGGUGAAAUAGACAGAGAAAAAGAGGAAAGCUUACCUCUGACUGAGGUAUCUGUGGAUGACAUACUUGAUGCUCAACGGCGCGAACAAGAUGCUAAAAUUGAACAGCAAAAGUUACUCUCCAAGGCACUGAAAGAAAGAGGGCUCAAUUUACUGGCUGACUUAGGACAUGAUGACAUGUUUUAGUAUUAUAAUAUAAUUUAAAGAAGUUAUUUAACCUGUUGUCUAUGAUGGUCCAUAGACAACAGUUUAAAUAACUUCUUUAAAUAGCUGUUUAAGUAGCUGAUUUUCAAUUGUUUAUGUACAAUGUAAAGCCAUGGAUUUAGUAAGUACUUUGACGGAGUACCUAGUAAUUCCUUGGGUAAAGCACAUAUAAUUGAACCAAAAUGGCUGUUGUCACUGCAGGUUUAUUUAGAAACAAAAGUGUUAUGAAGUACUUUUUGUGAUUAUUUAUAAAAAAAUAAUCAUAAAAUAGCAGGUUGAUCUGUAAAUGACCCAGAGAAAAUGUUUCACUGAAAUAAAUCUAUUGGAUUGUAAAUUUGAUUGAGUCAAAAGAAUAAAAUUAUUAUUCUACUGAAUUAUCCUAACUUUUGUUAAAAUUUAACUAUACUAUAGUAAGGUUUGUAAAGAAAAUUGUUAAUUAUAUCACUCAGCAAAGAGCAAAAUGAUUAUAUUUGUAAAAGUCUAGAAACUAACAGUAUAGAGCUCUGAAAUCAAAGUAUUAGGUUAAUUAGGAUCUAUCGUAGCUUCAUGCUCAAUAAGUCUCAAGUUUGAUACUGAAUACAAUGUAACAGCUGGGUAUAAGAUUUUCGAUUAUCCAUUUGAUUGACUGAACAUACACAUAUAUUUUCAGAGUUGGACUGUUGGACGCAUGUAAAAAAACUAUAAUAUUGUUUACUUUAAAGACUGUAAUCUACGAAAAAGUAAGUUUUUAUUGAUUUAAAAAUAUAAUAUUGAAUCAGAAAAU